Porites evermanni is the source of this 1261-nucleotide messenger RNA. NCBI's taxonomy places the organism in Eukaryota, Metazoa, Cnidaria, Anthozoa, Scleractinia, Poritidae. The record is from the annotation of a GenBank genome assembly.
UUUGUUGUUGCUGGUCUUCCUCUCUUUCUUGCACCGUGCUUUGGUCCCCAGAGUAGUAGAUCACUUAUCACCUCAUCCUUUUUUCUCCAUUUACAUUGAAGCGAUUGAUAAACCGACAUUCAAAGGACACAGUAUCGUAACGAAUUUUAGAUCAUGGUUCUACCAAAGAAGUGACAAAACUAGCGUUAAAGAAUAAAUGCUGAGUACAGCCACACAUUGUACUCUGAGAUCGUGUAAACCUCAACUGUACGGAGACAUUAAAAGCCGAUACCUUAGAUAACAGCAUCUAUGGAAAAUUACUUUUGCACGAAUCUUAUAAAAGGGACAAUUUAUUCAACAGGCGGGAAUACGCGCGUACUGAAUAAAUCGUCUAUUGCAUAAAGGUGCUGGCAGACUUUCACAUUUUUCCUUACUGAACAUAAACUGUACCGAGGCGUGUCAGUGACUGACGUCUCGACAACCUGUGCGGUAGUCAUCUUCAGAGUCAAACUGAGUUGCAACACGUCAGUUGAUGAUAUGAUGUCAAUGAGCCUGAAAUCAUUUCAGAGUAUAGUAUAAUAUAAUAGUAUAAUAUGCAAUAUCCUCUAUACCCGAGGUCGUAAUACAUUCUAAACUCGAUCCCUAUCAUGAAAAACCCCAGAUUCUAUGACCACCUUUAUGUCUUUUCCCUGAGCCUUGUCCUCUUAAUUACUUCAAUUUACUGACACUCAUCGAAAGCAGAAUAACACGUGCUCGACUUAAAGUAUCAACUUAGUUUAAAAAUUCGUAUCCAAAUGUGUUUUUUGUUUUUUUUUUUUCAGAGAACUGGAAGAAGAUCAAUACUGGCCCAGUCUGCUUUGGAGCUCGAAAUGACUCAUAUGGGGCUUUCAACAUCGGAGAGAGUGGGGUUAUUCGUACCUUUAAACUCGUUCAUCUGACUGGGUCAAUUACAUGUAACCCCGAUUACCCUCCUUCUUAUUGGGGAUGUGAGUUUCCCGGGUACGGAGACACGAGACUCCAAACCGUCAUAACGUUCAAGAACAGAUCCGCUCUUUUGUUGGCAGAUUACAGGAAAAAUUGUGGCCAUUCAUAUAAGAUCGAAGGUGUAGGUGUUAAUGAGAUCGAACUUCGAUUUAACAAUCUUCCCUCUCCAAUAUCUGUGUCUGUUGGAGAUGAGUUUCAAAUUUGGUACGGACAAGACUUAUAUUACUGUUCAGAAGACAACAACAGCGGUCAGACAUGUGCUGAUGUUUAUGCGCGGUACGCGGGAAUCAAAGGAUAA